AUGUCGCCAACUCCUUCGCACCGCGUAUCGUCCAGCACCGAUAACAUCGAGCCGGGCAUGAAGACUCAUCACCAUGUCAACAACACCAGUCUCGGCUACCAGCAAAGUGCGACUGGCGGCAUGACUAUCUCGCCGGAGUUGUUUGAGAAGCUGUAUCUCCAGCCAAAGGCGGCCAGAGGAUUCUCCAAGAUGGCCAAUCCAACACCGAUGGGACUGGUUGGCUUCGUUAUCAGUACUUUCACCUUCUCGAUGAUCCUCAUGGGAUGGGGUGGUGCGAGCGCGUUCCCUGCUGUUGUUGGCAUCUUCUUCUUCAUUGGACCUCUCAUGUUGACCCUGGCUGCUAUCUUCAACUGGGUCAUAGGCAACUUCUUUCCAAUGAUGGCAACCUGCCUCUUCGCUGUCUUCUGGCUGUCCUUUGGCAUGCUGCAACUACCCACCCUCGGCCUGGCUGCAUACUACUCCUCAGAUGGCACAAACGCCACCAAAGAUGCCACGAGCUCCGGCUACAACACUGUGCUCGGUCUCUUCCUCAUCGUCUGGGGCUUCGCCUUCCUAACCUACCUCAUCUUCUCCCUCAAGACCAACGCCGUCUUCGCCGGUAUCUUCUUCCUCGCAGCCAUCGCCGUCUUCGUCCUCGCCGGUGCAUACUUCAAGACUGCGGCUGGCGACUACGUGAUGGCACCGAAGCUGCAAAAGGCUGCUGGAGCGCUACUCUUUGUUGUCGCGAUACUGGGUUGGUGGAUCGUCGUGGCUAUGAUGGGUGCCGAGAUGGGUGUCUGCAACAUUCCGGUCGGCGACCUCAGCCAUUUCUGGUCCGACGCGAAGCCAAAGUUCGGCAGUGUCGAUGUUGAGAAGCAGGCAUAG
This is a messenger RNA of Fulvia fulva, 864 nucleotides long. RefSeq lists its product as uncharacterized. Bases 1 to 864 code for a protein of 287 amino acids. The transcript is spliced from 4 exons. Gene Ontology annotation, cellular component: plasma membrane. Gene Ontology annotation, molecular function: acetate transmembrane transporter activity. NCBI's taxonomy places the organism in Eukaryota, Fungi, Ascomycota, Dothideomycetes, Mycosphaerellales, Mycosphaerellaceae. The record is from RefSeq and is a predicted model, not a curated record.